AUGUCGCCACUGGCCAUUGUCUAUGGAUUUGCCACUGCCAGGUUACGAGGCGUGGCUUGUGUGGAGGCGGGCGUGGAGUGCGACCUCUGCGGACCGACCUGUGUCCCACGCCCCUCGGGUUCCACCGCCACUCAGACUCCUGCGUCCCCCACCCCUGCGUCGCUCAGUCCCACUACACCCGCGACACCAGAGUGUGAGGAGAGCGCGCCCACCUCGACGCUUUGGGAGGCUGAUGAGGACGUUGCGGAUUCAGACCACGCCCCCUUCACGCCCCAGCACCGCCCACUCUACCAGAAGAUCGUAGUCCCCGAGGAAGAGGAGGAGGAGGAGGAGGUCGUGGCGGGGGUCGGCGAAGAAGACGACGACAUGGCGGUGUCGAGCGACCACGCGCUCUACGCCCCCAAGCCCACGUACGACCAGCUCGACCAGUAUAGAGCAUCAGCGCAGUACUCGUGA
Penaeus indicus is the source of this 456-nucleotide messenger RNA. RefSeq lists its product as uncharacterized. NCBI's taxonomy places the organism in Eukaryota, Metazoa, Arthropoda, Malacostraca, Decapoda, Penaeidae. The record is from RefSeq and is a predicted model, not a curated record. Bases 1 to 456 code for a protein of 151 amino acids. The transcript has 5 exons.